UUGUUGGACUCAUCAACUGUACUUUGUCCUUAAUUGUUUAAAAACUACGUUCCAACAACCCACGAACUCAGACUGAAAUUUCCUCGAUUCGUCUGGAAACAUCUCAAUCACAUCAUGACCGAUCGCUAUAUUACCGUCCACAAGUCUCCCAAGGGGCCGGGCGACUCUCGUCCCACAGCUCUUCAAAUCAUCAAGGAUGAAGGCCUUGAAGGGAAGUUGGGAGGCCAGGUAGCCUUGGUCACCGGGUGCUCCUCUGGAAUCGGGAUCGACACAGCCCGCGCCUUGCACGCAGCUGGCGUCACGCUUUACCUGACCGCGAGAAAUCUCAACAAAGCCAGGGCGGCUUUAGGUGAUUUAGUCAAUGAUGAACGGGUCAACCUCCUGGAGCUAGACCUUGAGUCAUUUGAUAGCGUCAGGUCGUGCGCUGCAGAGUUUCUCUCAAAGUCCAAGACUCUGAACAUCCUCAUUUGCAGUGCUGGGGUUAUGAGACCACCUGAAGGUCGAACUAAAGAUGGAUUUGAGACUCAAUUCGGUACCAACCAUCUAGCACACUUUCUGCUCUUCCGUCUUCUUGAGAAAGCCUUGCUUACUGGCGCAACAUCUGAAAAAUCUUCCCGAGUGGUGAUUGUCUCAUCCAUGGCCCACCGCUCCGGAACGGUGAAGUUUGAGAACAUCAAUUUUGAAGGUUGCUACGACGCCUUGGCAGCUUAUGCCCAGAGCAAGACUGCAAACAUAUGGACGGCCAACGAAAUCGAACGACGUUACGGGGCUCAAGGCAUUCAUGCUUGGAGUGUCCACCCUGGUUUCGUCCUAACGGAUCUUUUACGCCACGCGUCGGAUGAACGCAAGGAGGGGAUCAACAAAGAUGAGGCGCUGGCAUUGAUGUUCAAGAAUUCGGCACAAGGGGCCGCUACGAGCGUAUGGGCCGCUACUUCUGCAUCAUUGGAGGGCAAGGGAGGGAAAUACCUCGACGACUGUCAGAUCGCGGAACUUUGGAAUGUUUCGCACGGCGCUCGUGCUCCGGGUUAUGAACACCAUGCGUACGACGAGGAGGCGGCGAUCCGGUUGUGGGAGGAGUCCAUUAAAUGGGUUGGCCUGUGAGCAAGAACCACGGCUUUAGUCUGGCCUUGACCGGCACUAACGAUGUGAUUUUUUUUAUUCUGCUUCCGUCUCAACAUAUCCAGUCCUUGUAUGACAGGCCUUUCCUUUCACCUAGCUCUUCUAUGAAUGUCAGACGCACAGAUACUACGUAGUAUAUUGCGAGGUCCGUACUACGUCUUCCGCGGAUAUUCCUACGCUCAGUCGCCGUACCACACCGGUUAUCGUGGCACAAAGUCAGUCGGCCAGUCUCUUCUGCAUCAUGAAAGAAAAAGGGGGUUGGGGUGGGGAUAAGAAAAGGACCAAGCUAGCUUGUCGAGGUUCGUGCAGAUUUGAGUUGCGGCGAUAACAGUAAAUCCGGUGAGUAGCAUAUUUAACAUC
This is a messenger RNA of Ilyonectria robusta, 1479 nucleotides long. RefSeq lists its product as uncharacterized. Bases 115 to 1101 code for a protein of 328 amino acids. The record is from RefSeq and is a predicted model, not a curated record. Lineage: Eukaryota; Fungi; Ascomycota; Sordariomycetes; Hypocreales; Nectriaceae. The transcript has a single exon.